AUGUCUAACACACUGAUGAGACUUCGCUCGGCACGGCCAACAGGCCCUCGCCGGAGCUUCGCUGCCAUUCAAUUAUCCAUACAGGCCCGUUCCAAGACUACCAUGCCAUUUCGCCUUCCCGAUGCAAGAAAUGAGCCCAAUCCUCUCUAUAAGAAAGGCUCCGCAGAGCGCACCAAGCUCGAAGCAGCAUUAGCCAAGCUCCGUUCACAGCUCCCAGUGCGAAGUGAGCUCUUCUACGGCGGCCAAUUCCAGGCAAGCUCAGAGUCCUGGAAUCAGCCUUUGCCCGCCGAACAUGCCAUUACUUUCACAAACUACCCACUUGCCACCAAUGAGCAGACCAGAUCAGCCAUUGAUCUGGCUUUAAAAGCAAAACAGAGCUGGCAGGAUACUCCAUUCGUUGAUCGAGCCUCGAUCUUCCUUAAGGCUGCCGAGCUACUCUGUACGAAGUAUCGAUAUGAAAUUAUUGCGGCAACGAUGUUGGGACAAGGGAAGAACAUUUGGCAGGGAGAGAUUGACGCUGCGGCCGAAUUGGCUGAUUUCUUCCGUCUGAACUGUAACUGGGCUGCUGAGAUCUUGGAGAAGCAGCCAACUCGCGGCAGUGAUGGCAUGUGGAGCCGCAUCGACUACCGUCCUCUGGAAGGCUUCGUCUACGCCGUCUCCCCAUUCAACUUCACAGCCAUCGGCGGCAACCUCAUCUGCGGUCCCGCACUAAUGGGCAACGUCGUAAUCUGGAAGCCAUCAGCAUCAAACGUCUACGCCAGCUCCCUGCUCUACAAGAUCCUCCUAGAAGCCGGUCUGCCCCCCAACGUCAUCCAGUUCGUAACCGGUGACCCAGAAGCAAUCACCGAAACCGUGCUGUCGCACCGCGACUUCGCCGGCUUGAAUUUCAUCGGUUCAUCCGACGUCUUCCGCACCCUCUACGGCAAGAUCGGACAGGGCGUAGCCGCAAGGAAGUACCGCGAGUUCCCGCGUUUCGUCGCCGAGACUAGCGGGAAGAACUUCCAUCUCGUGCAUGCUUCUGCCGAUAUCUCCAGUGCAGUCAACCAUACCAUUCGCGGUGCUUUCGAGUACCAGGGACAGAAAUGCUCUGCUACGUCUCGGGCGUACUUGCCUGAGUCUCGGGCUGAGGAAUUCCUGGUUAAGUUGCAGGCUGGGAUUAAGGAGAUUACAAUUGGGAGUCCGGAUAAGGAUCUGGAGGCUUUUAUGGGCCCGGUUAUUCACCGUGGCUCGUUUGAGAAGAUUAAGUCGAUCAUCGAUGCGAGUAAUAAGGAUCCCUCGCUGAAGCUCGUGGCUGGUGGGACUUAUGAUGACUCUGUUGGUUAUUAUGUGCAUCCGACUGUGUAUCAGGCCGAUUCACCGGACCAUCGUCUCUUCAAUGAAGAGAUCUUUGGGCCUGUGCUGGCUGUGUAUGUUUACAAAGAUGCCGAUUGGGCUUCUAUCCUGAAGUCUGUCGAUCAGAAUGGAGGCGGCUUUGCAUUAACUGGUGCGGUUUUCGCCAAGGAUCGUGCUGCUAUCCGCCAGGCUGAAGAUGCGCUCCGGUACUCUGCGGGCAACUUCUAUAUCAACUGCAAAACAACUGCCGCACUCAUUGGCCAGCAGUCCUUCGGUGGUGCGCGUGCUAGCGGGACCAACGAUAAGGCUGGUAGCUCUGACCCGCUUCGUCGUUUCGUUAGUCCACGGUUGAUUAAAGAGGAAUUCUUUGACCAGGAGGGGUUCACAUAUCCCAGCAACCACAGUGAUUGA
This is a messenger RNA of Penicillium bovifimosum, 1743 nucleotides long. Its product is annotated as Aldehyde dehydrogenase C-terminal. Lineage: Eukaryota; Fungi; Ascomycota; Eurotiomycetes; Eurotiales; Aspergillaceae. Gene Ontology annotation, cellular component: mitochondrial matrix. Gene Ontology annotation, molecular function: L-glutamate gamma-semialdehyde dehydrogenase (NAD+) activity. The transcript is spliced from 4 exons. The coding region runs from base 1 to 1743 and encodes 580 amino acids. The record is from RefSeq and is a predicted model, not a curated record.